AUGUUUAUGCAAAUUGUCACUGAUUUUGGGGGAGAACAUCUGAGGAGAGAUUGCAGUCAACAAGUUGGCAGUGGAGGCAGUAGUGUUAGCACUCGUAAGUGUUAUGCAUGUGAUCAGCCGGGGCAGUUUGCUAAUAAGUGUCCUAAUAAGAAGACCACUCCCGGAGCACGAUCUCAGCCACCUUCCUCUGAUAGGCUGAGAGCAACAGGAGCUUCACACUCCUUCAUAUCCCACGACUGCGUGAAGAAACUGGGAUUGUCGACUCGCGACCUGGGGUGCGAGUUGAUCGUCUUGACACCAGCAUCUGGGCAGGUUUCAACUAAUUCUGCCUGUGUUGGAUGCUCGUUGGAGGUAGAGGGCAGACAAUUCAAGGUGAACCUUGUAUGCUUGCCUUUGGAGGGUUUGGACGCGAUAUUGGGAAUGAACUGGUUGUCAAGCAAUCACAUAGUCAUUGAUUCUGGACAACGCAGGGUGGUGUUCUUAGAGUCAGAGGGAAUUGAGUUUAUCUCUUCUCACAAAGCCUUGAAGGAAAUUGAAGAUGGAGCUACUUGUUUCAUGAUAGUGGCUCAAGGAGAAAAGAAGAGUACAAAGGAAAAGAUCAAAAGUAUACCAGUGGUGGACGAGUAUGCCGACGUAUUUUCUGACGAAAUACUCGAAUUGACACCAAGCAGGGACAUAGAUUUCUCUAUUGAUCUAAUCCCUGGAGCGGGUCCAGUGUCGGUCGCCCCUUACAGAAUGGCAUCGGUGGAGCUGGCAGAGUUGAAAAAGUAG
Vigna unguiculata (cowpea) is the source of this 771-nucleotide messenger RNA. The record is from RefSeq and is a predicted model, not a curated record. Lineage: Eukaryota; Viridiplantae; Streptophyta; Magnoliopsida; Fabales; Fabaceae.